Molecule: messenger RNA, 240 nt
Organism: Plenodomus lingam JN3
Lineage: Eukaryota; Fungi; Ascomycota; Dothideomycetes; Pleosporales; Leptosphaeriaceae
Source: RefSeq, a predicted model, not a curated record
AUGCACGGGCUCAAGACCAUCCAUGCAUGCAUGCACUUACCCAGACGCGAUUUGUUUUUCUUUGGGACGGUGGCUGCUGGCUGCUGCAACAAGUGCGAUGGAUCAAGUACCGCGGCUUUUCGCAGUCCCGUCGACAGCGAAUCAACGUCCAUUUCACGGCCCGAGCACAUUCAUGCCGACAAAUGCAAAUCUUCUCUCCUCGGCACACUGACUCUACAACAACGCGGUCAGAACACAUAG